UCCCUAUUGCCUUGGGGAUGCAAAUUCUUUGUUAACCCAUUAUUAGAAUGGCUUUGUGAGUAAAAUAUGAUGGCAGAAAUUGGUGAAAGAUGCAUUUUGUGAUCAUCUUCAAACUCUAAGCUCUCUUUGCUGGGACUCCAGAGCAGCACAUCUGAUCUUGUGCUCCCUAAGUGUGAGAAGAGGUAUCUGGAUGGGAGGAUGUUAAAAUGUGGCUACUUCUGCAAAUUCUCCAUCGUAGCUGUAGUUGUGGCACAGCCUAUUAAGCAGGGAAAAAGUCACCCGCUUUGUUUUUCCCUAGGGCAGAGGGCUGGGAGGGGAGCAGGAGCAGGCAGCCUGGGCGACAAUCCCAGUAUGUGACCUGGUGUGGCAGGACCUGAGCCUGGCUGGGGUCUGCUGGCUGUGCCUGUCCCUGGGUGGGCAGUGACCCUUCCCCAGGGUUUGCUGGGGACUGGGGAGCCGCCAGACCCAGAGCUGCUCAGGAUGGCCACUGAGGAGGUGAAGUGUGAGUAGGAAAAUGGAUCAUCUCUGAGCAGCACAUUCCCCUCCUCCCCUUUCAUCCCCCAGACACAAAGCUGGCUGCUAUGAACUCCUCUGAAGUGCGCCCUGCUGCUCAGGGCAUCAAGGAUGCUCAGGGGAUGGGCUGCUGGAGUGACGGGGACAGACGCACGCGUGUGCAUCCUCCCUGCACGCCGCGGGGGCCCCUCUGCCGCUGCCAGGCUGCUGCCCAGCCACCUUACCUGCUUCUCUGCUUGGGCAGGGGAGAAAGGCAGGAGUGCUCGCUUUGCUUUGCAGCUCAACGCGUGCUUUAAAAACCUGCGUGCUUUAAAAACCUGUGUGCUCUGGAGACAGCCCAGAAGGCUCCUGGGGGAGGGAUACUCCCCAGCCACCCCUGCUAGCCUGCGUUAGGCAGCAGACAGAUGUUGAAGGCUUCGGGGGACACCAGGCUCGUAAGUGGACAGUGGUGGCUUCUCAGCAGCAGCUCUGCUGCCCUGGGGAGGUGGCUUGCCUGGGUGUGGACAGCUGUCCCUGUGUGUGCAGCGUGGACGUUGUCUUUGGUGUGUGUUGGCAGAGGUGUACAAGGCAUCGCCUUCCUGCGAGCAGAGCCUCGGCCAUGGGCUGCACCAUGUGAGAGCACAAGCGUGUCACCCCCAGGAACCUGCCUCACCUGUGCGCUGUGGGUAUGGAGGGUGCACUGUGCCCCGGCGGGUGGCCAGGGUGGGAAUAUGUGGUCUAGGUAGAGCUGGGUGAUAUGCCCGGGCGCUUUUGUGUCCAUGCAGGUGCAAGUCUGUGUUGCCAUGAGGUGCAUUUACACGGUGUGGCCUGUUCUGGGGUGGAACAGAAUACUGAGGGCUGCACAUCUGGGGCUGGGCAAGCCCCAUGGGCAUCUCUUGCUUUUUAGAUAAAUAAAAUCCAGUGAAAUCACAGACUUAACAGCUCAGCAGCCUCCAUGUGUUAAUGUAAGGUCUUGUCUUCUGCUCUCUGAAACCAGAUGGUCACUCCUGCCAGCAGGAACUUCGGCAAGGCUCUUUUUAAAUAGCAAACCUUAAUUUCCAAUGCAGGGGCAAUUUUUGCAGUGAUGAGAUGUGGGGCUUGUUGGGCAGGUCACCAGUAGGUCGCUGUGCCCUAGGGAAGAAGGGUGGUUGCUUGGGUACAAACACCCUUCUAUGUGCAAAGUCUACCUUGUGCUGCUGCACAACAGCAUCUCCCUGCCAGGGCUGGCUUUGCACUUACAUCCCUUACAAGUGUAUUUUCUUGUCCCUGGGCAGGCAGCGGUGCUGAGAGUGCCGUGGACUUGUCAUGGGACUCGUUGUUAUGGCACGGCUCGCUGGGGAUGCUGUUGUCUCAGCAAUGGCCAAAGAGCCUGAACAACGAGGAGAGCAUCUUUUGUGGGCCACGGACAGAUGUGGGAUUUCUUGGGGAGGGUGGAAUGCUCUGCAGGACUCUUACAGCAGCAUCAGUGAUGGCUGGUGGUAGAAAAUGUGGGAUGGGCACAUCCCAUGGGGUUUGACCGUCUCUUCCUGUGCUGUGCUGUAUCUCUGCGUUCAAACAGUGGGAUGUGCCCUGCAUGGCUCUUCCUGUGGCAUUUUUCUGCUCUUUGCAGGUCUCUGGGGCAGGGUGUGUGCCUGUGGUCUCCUCACAGAGAGGAUGACAUCCAAGAGUAAUGGUCUGCACAGCUCACCGGCCAACCACCACUCCAGCCCACCCGCCCAAGCCAGAGCGGAGGGUGACGUGGAGGAGACGGGGCUCAGCACGGGCAGGACCUGUUCAACCCAGGAUGACCCCUCCUCAGAGCUGCAGAGAAGAGGUCCCCUGGAUGGGGGUGAGCCAGCUGCCUCCGCUUUCCGAGGCAGGCAAGCCUUGGCCAGGAUAGCCCGGCUGGUGCUGGUGCUGAGGGACUGGGCCAGCAAGAGCUUGCACGAGGAGCAGCAAAGGCCAGACCCCUUCCUUGAGCGUUUCCAGGGCCCCGAGCUCCAGACAGUGGCUGCAGGUGCUGACAAUGAUCUAGAGGACGUGGAGACCGAGGAGGAAAUCGAAAAGAAGAAAUGGAAGAUCUUUGUGGUGGACCCUGCAGGAGACUGGUAUUACCGUUGGCUGGCUGUCAUCGCAGUUCCUGUCCUCUAUAACUGGUGCUUGCUUGUAGCCAGGGCUUGCUUCAGUGACCUGCAGAAGACCUACCUUGUCCUCUGGCUCGUGUUAGACUACAUCUCAGACUUUAUCUAUGUUGGGGACAUAGUGAUCCACCUGCACACAGGAUUCUUGGAACAGGGCCUCCUGGUUAAGGACCUGAAGAAGUUACGGGAUAACUACAUCCACACCUUACAGUUCAAGCUGGAUGUUCUCUCCAUCAUGCCCACAGACCUGGCAUACUUUGCUGUGGGAUUGCACUGCCCUGAAUUGCGUUUCAACAGGCUGCUGCGCUUCUCCCGCAUGUUUGAAUUCUUUGAUAGCACCGAGACCAGAACCAGCCACCCCAACAUCUUCCGCAUCAGUAACUUGGUUCUUUACAUCCUGGUCAUCAUCCACUGGAAUGCGUGCAUUUAUUAUGCCAUCUCCAAAGCCAUAGGCUUUGGAGAGGACACCUGGGUCUAUCCCAACAUCACAGACCCUGAAUAUGGGUAUCUGACCCGGGAGUACGUCUACUGCCUCUACUGGUCUACGCUGACUUUGACUACCAUUGGAGAGACCCCUCCCCCUGUGCGUGAUGAAGAGUACCUCUUUGUGAUCUUUGAUUUCCUCAUUGGUGUCCUCAUCUUUGCCACCAUCGUGGGGAAUGUGGGAUCCAUGAUAUCCAACAUGAAUGCCACCAGGGCAGAGUUCCAGGCAAAAGUUGAUGCCAUCAAACACUACAUGCAGUUUCGCAAGGUGAGCAAAGACAUGGAAACCAAAGUCAUCAAGUGGUUUGACUACCUGUGGACCAACAAGAAGGCAGUAGAUGAACGGGAAAUCCUCAAGAAUCUCCCUGAUAAAUUAAGGGCAGAGAUUGCCAUCAAUGUUCACCUGGAGACACUGAAGAAAGUGAGGAUUUUCCAGGACUGUGAGGCAGGUCUACUGGUGGAGCUGGUGCUGAAGCUUCGCCUUCAGGUGUUCAGCCCAGGGGAUUAUAUUUGCCGGAAAGGAGACAUUGGGAAAGAGAUGUAUAUCAUCAAGGAGGGGAAACUGGCUGUGGUGGGAGAUGAUGGAGUGACACAGUAUGCUUUGCUCACUGCAGGAGGCUGCUUUGGUGAGAUCAGCAUCCUCAACAUUAAAGGGAGCAAAAUGGGCAACAGGCGCACAGCCAACAUCCGUAGCUUGGGCUACUCUGAUCUCUUCUGCCUGUCAAAGGAAGAUCUUAUGGAAGCAGUCACAGAGUAUCCUGAUGCUAGAAGGGUCUUGGAGGAGCGUGGCCGUGAGAUUCUGAUCAAGGAAGGGCUGCUGGAUGAGUCAGCAGCAGAGGAAAGCAGGGAAGGGGAGAGCAUGGAGGAGAAGCUGGACAGGCUGUCCCUGAGCCUGGACACACUGCACACCCACUUUGGCCGGCUCCUGGUGGAGUACAGCGAUGCUCAAAUGAAGCUCAAGCAGCGCAUCACUGCUCUGGAGUUCAAGACGAGGCAGCAGGAUCUGGAGGACUUCCUCUCUGAUAGCUCAGACAGUCUGCUUGAGGAUGAGGAGAAAGGUUUAACUGGUGGGACACAAUGAGGGGAUGCAGAGGUCAGAUAGAUGAUGUCUGGCUGUGUGCUGGGACAGCAUUUGCUAUUUCACAAGGCAUAUCCUGUGGCUGCCUUGCCAGGGACUUCUCUUAGGUCCUUAACAUUGCUGCUGCCACUGUCCUAAUGGCAGCUCCUGACAUGGCUCCAAAUCAGGUGAUUGUCUGUGCUCGUUUCUGUGGUGGGGUUUGGUAGCAGGGGAGGGGACCACAGCAGUGGCCACUGUGAGAAGCUUCUCUAAGCUUCCCCGGCUCCAAAUCAGACCUGCCUUUGCACCAAGGCCAGGGCAAUUAGUGCCAGUGGCUGUGCCUCUGUGAUAACGUAUUUAAGAGGGGGAAGCUGGGAGGAGAAGGUGGCGUUGUGAGAUGUUAUGAGAAGGACACUGCUGCAAACACUGAGGUUGGUGGAAAGAAGGAGGAGGAGGAAGGGGGGAAGUUGCACCAGAGCAAAGGCCCCCCCUGUAUCCUGGUGGAGCAGAGGCCAACACGUGGCCUGUGGAGGACCCCACAUCAGAGUAGGUGACUGCACCUGAAGAAGAUGGGGACUUUAUGGGAAGAAGCCCCCAGUGUUGUAGUUCAGCACUGGGAGUACUGCUACACAUGGGGGUGACCCACACUGGAGCAUCUUGGGAA
This is a messenger RNA of Athene cunicularia (burrowing owl), 4816 nucleotides long. It is a transcript of the gene CNGA2, whose product is annotated as cyclic nucleotide gated channel alpha 2. The transcript is spliced from 6 exons. The record is from RefSeq and is a predicted model, not a curated record. Gene Ontology annotation, biological process: potassium ion transport; monoatomic cation transmembrane transport. The coding region runs from base 1978 to 4176 and encodes 732 amino acids. Gene Ontology annotation, molecular function: cGMP binding; protein-containing complex binding; intracellularly cGMP-activated cation channel activity. NCBI's taxonomy places the organism in Eukaryota, Metazoa, Chordata, Aves, Strigiformes, Strigidae. Gene Ontology annotation, cellular component: plasma membrane; intracellular cyclic nucleotide activated cation channel complex.